Messenger RNA from Histoplasma capsulatum G186AR, 2160 nucleotides. RefSeq lists its product as uncharacterized. NCBI's taxonomy places the organism in Eukaryota, Fungi, Ascomycota, Eurotiomycetes, Onygenales, Ajellomycetaceae. The record is from RefSeq and is a predicted model, not a curated record. The coding region runs from base 48 to 2039 and encodes 663 amino acids. The transcript has a single exon.
AUUGAGUCGACAUUAACUGGCGAGGAUUUUCUCCGAUUUCACCAGCCAUGGCUGCCGUUGCUGAACGAGCAAUGAGCUCUACUGAACUAUAUAUGAAGUUCAGCGAUCCGAGAACUUCAAUAAAUGUCGCCCAUAUUCGACCGGUGGAUGUGCACCCGAUAUAUGAAUCCGAGGAAGAGGAGAUGUCUGAAGCGGAAGCGACUGGUCAGACAGAGCCUGGUUUUUCCCCCAUAGAAAAUGACAGUGAUACUGGGGUCUCCGAAUUUGAAGAGAUCAAUGUCAAUCCAUCCCAAGCCCAUGUAGCCCACGAGAGAUAUACAUCAGGGCACAAAUUUGCCUUGCAAAUUUCCCCUUUUCCAACACCAGAAGGAACUAUUUCGAGAGCGGCUUCGAUUAGCACUGUCAAAAGGGCCAGUUGCAUUACCCUAAUGCCUCAGAUACAUCCACAGCCAACGAAGUUGGUCUCACCAGUUACACCAACGUCCGAAUCAAAUUCUCCAUCAAAUUCUCCACCUUUUUUGCCAUUCAUGGAGGGAAAACCCCUCUCUAAACCUGUUAUAGAAGAGGAUACUCUUCAAAACUUCCGAUCUUUUUAUUCGGACACAGUUUCAUCCGAUGACGAGGAUCUUGCCAACACGUCUUUUCUCAUUGCAACUCCAGUAUCCCUCUAUGCACCAGAGCGUAAACCCCAUUUGAUAUCUAUAGAAUCUCCAACUGCUCAAAUUUCGAAUGGACGAAUAACAGAAACCCAAAAGAUACAAGAACUUGUCCCUCUCGCAAGUGGAGGUUCUUCCAAGCGCAGCCCCGGCAGAAAUCUUAAAAAACGCAUUUCUGGCCUGAAUAUAGGAAAAUAUACGCAGAGACGGAGCUCCAACCAGCCAGCCUCCGAGUCAACGUUUCCUGCAAAACCUCUAUUUUCGAAUGCAUCCGUUCACUCCCUUUCCAGCCUGAGCUGGCGUUCUAGUAGCGCGAUCUCUUCGAACUCUGAGACCGAACUUCAUUCUUCUGUUACCUCGAGGGAAUCACCGGGUGUAACGCCAUCCCCUCAACGGAGUCAUACUUUAUUACCGUCACCUAGGAUGUUAGAGCAGAAAUCUCCUGAUGGCAGUCGCAAGACAAAUGAGAGACAUGUCGCAGAUAACGUCAAACGCAGAGAAAACGCCAACCGAACAAGUUACCGAAGAACUAGUAAGAUCAAAAUGAACCACAACAUACCACCCGUACCCCAAAUAAUGGGAAUUGCGAUCUCAUCGGAUAUUUCAUCACCAGCGUCCGUCGAAUCAUCUCUAGAUAGCCCUCGGCCUUCGACUUUACCGGAUCGACGACUCCCGCCCAGCCCCAUAUGUCCGACAUACAGUGCAUCUCGUCGUAAUAGUAAGAGUACGAAAAGCUCAUUGAGCUCUUCACCGGCACCUGUCACUCCCAUGGAGAGAUCUACACACUUUCCUUUCCCUGACAUACCUAGUUCGGGCACGUUACAGGUAGCAUCAAAAAGAAGAGGUUUCCAUGAACGAACCCACUCGAUCAACAGUUUGGCCAGUACAACCAGCAUGCCGAACUUUGCGUCCUCAGAUAAUCCCUCACCCCGAUCCGCAACCCACCGAUACAGACAACGAUUUUACCCAGCAGAUACUACCCCAUCUGAACGGUCUCCAUCACGCGAGAGUGUGAAUCAAGUCAAACUCAACCCCCGCAACACUUACACCUUUGCGCCGCGUGGAAGCAUACCCACCGUGAAUCUGAGCAAUCUGUCUUCAUCCUCGACUGCAACCUCGAGAUCUAACUCUCAAACUGAUGUCAACAACUUGUCUUGGAAUUAUCGCACAGGCGCUUGGAGUCCAUCCACAACCCCAGCAGCGGAUAGCUUAAAAGUUCCGUUGAGAAAACAGGCGCAUUCGAAAAGUAUUAAGCGUUUGUAUGAGACGAGUGAAUCUGUCUCCCGUGCGGGGACUAAGGCCUUCAAUGGCCUCGGGUCUAUCUUGCGCAAGAAGAACGUUGCAUCUAGUGAUGAGCGGUGGAGUUCAAAUCGGGUUGUGUAAAAAAUAUGCAGAAACGAGUACCGGCGAAACCACCCGUUAGAGAUGUCAUAUUGUUUACAGCUUUGUAAUUAUCAGAGGUUAUUUGGGGCUCUGAGCGCUUUAAUUCGCUAUAUUUUUAUUU